This is a messenger RNA of Neoarius graeffei (lesser salmon catfish), 3280 nucleotides long. It is a transcript of the gene phospho1, whose product is annotated as phosphoethanolamine/phosphocholine phosphatase 1. The coding region runs from base 125 to 976 and encodes 283 amino acids. The record is from RefSeq and is a predicted model, not a curated record. Gene Ontology annotation, molecular function: phosphatase activity. Lineage: Eukaryota; Metazoa; Chordata; Actinopteri; Siluriformes; Ariidae. The transcript has 2 exons.
GCGCGUGCGAGACACAGAGCUGGCGCUAGCUACAGCCACACACAGCUGAAAACAGACAACACGGUUUCUUUUCAAUUUCUUCUCUUCAGAACUGAAAAGAGAACGUCUGAAGUCUGCACUAACGAUGCGGGACUCAGUCUUCAACUGCUGUUUUAACCCCCCUCGUCCUCCAGGUGUAAUGGAGGAGCCCCACUGGCAUGGCAACAGAGCACACACCCUGCCCCCAAAUGAUCGGCGUUUUCUGAUCUUUUUUGAUUUUGACGAGACGCUUGUGGACGAGUGCAGCGAUGAUGCCAUGGUUACGGUGGCUCCUGGUGGUUCUCUGCCCUCUUGGCUGAAAGACACGUACAGGCCGGGCAGGUACACAGAGUACAUGCAGCGGGUCUUUUCCUACCUCGCUGAGCAGGGGGUCACUCCCUCAGCUAUCCGUAAUAUCAUAGAACGUCUUCCACCAUGCCCAGGCAUCCCUACCCUGCUGCGCUUCCUGAUGUCAUGCCCACCACAGGACUUUGAGGUCAUUUGUGUGUCUGAUGCCAACACUGUGUUUAUUGAGACAUGGCUGCAGAACCUUGGCUUUCACUCGCUUUUCAUGCGCAUCUUCACAAACCCAGCCCAUUUUGAUGAGAAUGGACAACUUCAGCUCCGCCCCUUCCACUCCCACGACUGCCUGCGGUGUCCAGUGAACAUGUGCAAGGCUGAAAUUGUGCGACGAUACGCAGCUCAGCGGGUGCACGAAAGAGGAGGCAGGCGAUACCAAAGAGUGCUGUACGUUGGUGAUGGUGCAAACGACUUCUGCCCAUCGCUAACGCUGGCGCCAGGUGAUGUGACAUUUCCUCGGCAUGACUUCCCCAUGCACAGGCUGAUCCAGGAGAUCCACGAGGCCAAACCCGGAGAGUUCAAAGCCAACGUAGUGCCUUGGAGCAAUGGAGAGGAUAUCGUCAACAAGCUCAGGAAACUCAUGGAAGAAAGGGCUUAAAACGUGGCUGAAAUGCAUAAACAGGAACAUACAUAAAUCCUAAUUCUUGACACAGUUGCGUUUAAUAAUUAUCACGCACACAGAUACAAAAAUAAGGAGGCGAUGUGUUGGUGUAAGCUGCUGUUACACUUACCCAAAGCCAAGUUUGUCUCUUCGUUUUCAGUGGUCAAAACCUUUUUAUAGUUCAGAGAUGAAAAAGUUGUCUGAAAGAACUCCUGGUUCAUGUGAAAUAUGGUAAGAACCUAUAUUUCACUCUUAAAGACGUUUCCUCAAAGUUUUUUAAAUAGUUGAAUUUUUGGUAUCUGCUUAUUUAGCACAAAAGUCUCUUAGCACAAGUUCUAAAGUCUCUUAGCACCACUCUAGGUUCUUAAGCACAACUCUGGAUUAUGGUCACAAUAAUCGAAAAAAAAUACUCAUUUUGAUAUAGGAAGGGGUUUAUUAUGAUUGCUUAGGGACUGGAAGCUGGAAUUUCUGCUGCUGUGCAUGUUAAGUGUGGAAAUGCAUCUAUAGCCACAGUGUUGCUGCGACGUCAAAACAUCAGUUUCACGUGGCAAAGUUAGGCCCCGGUCACACCGCCCGAAUUUUGCUGGAGCGUUCCUUGAACGGUAGGGAGGGGGGGCCAAAUUUCGACAACGCUCGUCACCGCGCACAAAAUGGGAAAAAAAUCGAAAACACGGGUAUUGGCUUAGCGGUGCACCGCUGAAGCCGGCGUUGCUUUAGCGUUGGUUUAGCGGUGACGCGAGCGUUGGUAUAGCGGCGUUCUGCGCAUGCGGGCUUUGCCUCGGCGGGGGUAUAAAGUUGGUUUAGCACCAAUCAUAGCAAGUCUCUCAGCAUCCAUGGUGAUACAGUUUUACUGUAACUUUGAGCAAAUUCGAUAUAGAUGAGGUCUGAACUCAACGGCAGCUCGAUUCCAAAUGAGCUCCUGGUCCAUUUCUCCCCGUAUUUAUAGCCAAAUUCUGGUCCCGCUCCGACACCUCUAUACCAACGCCAAACCAAAGUUCAUCGCUGCCAUGGAUAGCUGCUUCAACGCUCGACACCGUUCCAGCAACCCCAUGUCCGCUCGUAAAACGCUUACAACCGCUCCACCGAAGUUUGUGCAACGUUUAAUCGUCGCCCGGGCAACGCUGGCGAAGCAGCGGUGGUCCAGCGUUCAAGAUUUCUGCGUUGGCCUAGCGGACCCAAGCGUCCACGAACUUGCGUCUAGCGGUGCCAAACUUUGACUGGGCGUUGGUGGAGCGGGGGUGAACUUUGCCGGGGCGGAAAAUUGCCCCCUCCUCACCGCUCGCAAUAUUUUGUGCAGCUCAAAACUUUCGGAGCGGUAGGAGGGCCCCUCGAGAAACAUCAGCGGUGGCCGAGCGUAUACGGCGUUGCUUUAACGGGGGCCAACUUUUGUUAAACGGUGGUGAACGGUUACGAGUGGUGAUGAAUUUUUUUCACCGCUCCAGGAACACUCCAGCAAAGUUCGGGCGGUGUGACCGGGGCCUUAAGUUUUAAUUACUUGUAAUGCGACUUUUCUCAUGAUAAAUUUCACCUUCACAAAUAAUUUUUCUCAACUUAUUGGCAUGUACAUGCAAAUCUUGGGAAAAGUUCAUUUCCUUUUCUCUAGCAGUGUUUCUCUUUAUCUUCAUUAUUUUCUUCCUGCUGUUACCGAUUUUUACACAACUUUCAGGACAUUUACCGACAUUUUCAGAUACCGGAUUUUAGUGGCAUCGCCAAGCCGAGCGAUCUAAAACUGUUGCUGUAAUAACAAUGGGAUAGAUGGUGAAAAUUUUCACUUGUUCUCUUUAAAUUGAGCACUCAGUUAAGUAGCCGAUAAGAGUUUCUAAAAGAAAGCUGUGAUCCGUCCGAUAAGUUUAAAAACGGGUGGUCACGUAACUACAGAUCAUUCUAUCACUACUAGAUUACGCAGAGAUAAAGAUUAAGUGUUCUUGGACCUUGUGCUUAAGAACUUGGAGUUGUGCGAAGAGACUUUGGAUUUGUGCUGUAAACCGAAAUUUUCACUCAUUAAGGAGGUUUCACUCAGAACCGUCUCUGAAAGGGAAACACUCUGUUUUCGAGUUCUACAUACAAGCUUUAAGGUUUUCUCUGGAGGAACAAACUGAAACAACAGUAAACGUUCUUUCUUUAUUUGACCUUUUUUCCGAGUAUAUGUUCUACUAUGGUGGCACGGUGGUGUAGUGGUUAGCGCUGUCGCCUCACAGCAAGAAGGUCCGGGUUCGAGCCCCGUGGCUGGCGAGGGCCUUUCUGUGCGGAGUUUGCAUGUUCUCCCCGUGUCCGCGUGGGUUUCCUCCGGGUGCUCCGGUU